Molecule: messenger RNA, 1617 nt
Organism: Aspergillus ruber CBS 135680
Lineage: Eukaryota; Fungi; Ascomycota; Eurotiomycetes; Eurotiales; Aspergillaceae
Product: TBC domain-containing protein
Exons: 4
Coding region: 277-1482 (401 amino acids)
Biological process (GO): endoplasmic reticulum to Golgi vesicle-mediated transport; positive regulation of GTPase activity
Cellular component (GO): endoplasmic reticulum membrane
Molecular function (GO): GTPase activator activity
Source: RefSeq, a predicted model, not a curated record
CAGAUAACAAAUCAGAAAGUCACACAACAGACUGUUGAGACAUUACAAAUUAUUGUCUUAGGAUUCUGGGAGCCUUUUUUCCUGUGCACAGGUUGAAAGAGAGGAAGGGGAAAAAUCCUUUGUCGAAUAUUCCAUACCGUGGAGGCUGCUCCAUAUACUAUCUGUCCAAUGCAUGAAUGAGGAACGAGCCUUAAAAAGACAGUUGUCACCACAAAACAGGCCAGAAAUUUAACUUCUGGCGCUCAAUAUUUGAUAUUAUAUCAACUUGUGGCAGCAAUGGAUCUAUCUACAGCAGCCCAUGAGAAUGACAACGAACCUGUAAUAUUACAGAAGGAGCAAGACAAAUGUCACCUGGCCGAGAAGGCAGAUGCCAUCCGGAGAGCAUGCGACUUGGGGGACCUAGACGCAUUGGUUUCACAUGCGAAAUCAGAAGGUGGCUUCCUCCGGGAUGACCUGCGUCAGUUAGCAUGGCCAAUUCUUUUACGAUGCCAGCAAGACAAACGAGAUGGUGAUAAGGAUUGGAACGAAUCGCCACGACAUGCAGAUGAAGACCAGGUUCAACUGGACGUGCACAGGUCAUUUGUCUAUUACCCUAGCGGCACCAAUGAAGAAUUGUCCAAAAAGAAAGACGAACUAUCAAAUGUGAUCACAAACGUGCUACGGAACUAUCCAUAUCUUUGCUAUUUUCAGGGAUAUCAUGACAUUGUACAAGUCUUGCUUCUAGUACUGGGAGAAAAGCAAGCAGUACCAGCAGUUACCCAAAUCUCUCUCUUUCGGAUACGAGAUUACAUGCUUCCAUCGCUCAAUCCGUCUUUGAAACACCUGCAGAUUAUUCCAGCGAUCAUUGAACGAGCGGACCCAGGCUUGCGACAGCAUCUUUCGGACGUCAGACCAUUCUUCGCCCUCGCAGCUAUGCUUACGUUAUAUGCGCACGAUAUCCAAGAGUACGGCGAUAUCGCCCGUCUCUUCGACUUCCUCCUCGCACAUGAACCUGUCGUCCCGACCUACCUUUUCGCAGCGAUUAUCCUCUCCCGCAAAAAGGAACUGCUGGAUAUUCCGGUGGAUGAGCCGGAGAUGAUGCAUUUCACUCUUUCCAAACUUCCAAGUCCAUUAGACCUUGACGAUUUGGUACAGAGUGCUGUGCAGCUCUUCAACGACUAUCCACCCGAGUCACUGCCUUUUGGAGUCUGGAAGCAAAUUCCGGCAUGCAGUGUGCUGAAGAGCUCUCGAAAUCCUUUCCGGAAGCAGAAAGCAGAGAAUGCGGUAAAGCUAUUUGGUCAGCAAACGCGGCAACUUCGUAACGAUGAACUGAAAAAGAAAGCACUUGGGCUCUUGUGGACACACAGAAAGGCCAUUGGCUCUGUUGCCGUCGCCGUCUUCGUUGGUGCUGUGUCUAUUUGGAUACGGAAGAAAGGAUUUGACGCAUCGAUCUGGUCAUACAUGGACAACUUCAAGGCGGCUUUUGAGGAUCGCUUCUUCUAAAAUAGCCCACUUAAUUUCUCUUAUCGAACUAAAACAUGUCAAGAUGGCCGGACUGUCCGUUUUAUACAGCGGGACCAUGUAACAUAUAGGCGUGAUAAGAUAGCAACAUAAUAAAAGUGUUUACUAAUUGCUCUG